Solanum tuberosum (potato) is the source of this 1083-nucleotide messenger RNA. RefSeq lists its product as uncharacterized. The transcript is spliced from 2 exons. The coding region runs from base 525 to 953 and encodes 142 amino acids. The record is from RefSeq and is a predicted model, not a curated record. NCBI's taxonomy places the organism in Eukaryota, Viridiplantae, Streptophyta, Magnoliopsida, Solanales, Solanaceae.
AUGCUUUAGUUGAGCUGAUGGCUUAUCAGAAAUAACCUAUCUUGAUUCACUAGGUAGGGAUAAGGUUGAGUACACAUCACUCUUAUUAGAUUCACUUGUGGGGUUACACUGUUGUAGAAGUAACGCAGAAUGAAUGAGUAUAUCACACUCUCAGCUUGAGCUCAAUAAAUAAGACUCAGAUCCCAAUAAUGCACACAGGCUCAGGAACUGUCAAUUGUUAGAACUACGGCCCAAUGAAAGAAUGGGUGAUUAAUUUGAACAAAUCAUUCUAAAAAUUGCCAAAAAUAGAAUGAGUUACUGCUAAUUAAAGCUACUGCCAUUCAUUGAUGCCUUCUGAAUUCUGAUUAUAUGCAUCCAAAAUUUGCCUCUUUCUUUGAAUGGGAGAAAUCUGACCCUCCUAAUUUCAGCUUCAAGACAAAUCCUUUUCGUUUACCGGUUUUCUACCGUGCAAUUAUCAGUUAAUAUUAUAUGCUAGAAAUUUUGAAAAUUGAAUAAAUUGAAGCCGAAAGAAUCUAUCCGCCAAUAUGCUUACAAGGCCAGCCAGCAUGUCAUCAGGCCACAAGGGAAAAUCCAUCGCGUACUCGCAUCACUUGGCUGAAAGUUCAUCAAGGAAUUUUUAUGCAGAAGAAGCUAAUUACAGCAAUAAGGAGCUUGUGCAUGCUGAACAAGUUAAACUACUUGAUAAGAGAUUGAGAGUUCUUGAAGAUGAAGCAGAGAUUCUCAAGGUAGUUUUUUUGGAAGGUGUGGAAGAAAGAAGAAAGUUAGUAAAUGAAGUUCAAAACGAAUUUCAGGCUGCCUUCGGAUACCCGAAGCGUCAACGACAUGGACUCCUGCAAAUUCUACGUGAAGAAUCAAAUCCAGCAGUUGUCAUCAGAAAACUGAGAGCUUCAGAUGCUACUGAAUGUGUAUCUGAAUUCUCAGGUAGAUGGUUCCGCCUGUUUGUGAAGAUUUGAUGGCCUGGAAGCUGCAUUUUCUCCUCAUGUGUGGUGCUGAUUUCAUUUUAUUCAGAUACCAAACACCGCUUCUUAGGUGGCGGUGAUAUUUGAAACUCAAGACUUUUUGUAUGAUUUGUUGCCAUGUUGA